Messenger RNA from Gastrolobium bilobum, 912 nucleotides. Its product is annotated as protein MAIN-LIKE 2-like. The transcript has 2 exons. Bases 1 to 912 code for a protein of 303 amino acids. Gene Ontology annotation, biological process: meristem development; meristem maintenance. NCBI's taxonomy places the organism in Eukaryota, Viridiplantae, Streptophyta, Magnoliopsida, Fabales, Fabaceae. The record is from RefSeq and is a predicted model, not a curated record.
AUGGAAUACGGAGCAUGUGAGGAGACUGAAGACCAGGCGUGGCAAACCACAGGGGGGCCACCUACCAGGGCUAUUCCAGAGGUGGUCACAGACUACCUCACACAGGCUGGAUUUAUCCAUGUUGCCCGGAUGCGAUAUAUCCAGAUCGAUGCCUCAUUAAUUAGUGCUCUGGUCGAGAGGUGGAGACCAGAGACACAUACAUUCCACAUGACGCAAGGUGAGAUGACUAUCACCUUACAGGAUGUGGCCGACAUAUUGGGAUUGCCCACUGAUGGUAUUGUCGUUGUCGGAUCUACAAAUGAGGAUUGGCCCGUUGUUUGUGCUGCUGCUUUUGGCGCGGUUCCAGAGGCCAAUGAGUUCCAUCAUUCAGGUGACCUCCGCAUCUCAUUCUUAGAUCGGUUAUAUACCCGGUGGACUGAUCAUGCUGGGGAUCAUGAUCGCGAGAUAUAUUUCACAAGGGCGCACAUUGCCCACAUGUUGGGGUGUUGGUUGCUGGCGGACAAGUCUGGAGGUAGCAAUAUCGGUUGUCAGCUAGUCCCAUUGCUUGUGGGAAGAUUUGAUGAGAUUGGCCGUUUCAGCUGGGGAUUUGCGGUUCUGGCACACUUGUUCAGGAAUUUGUGCGAGUGUAUAGAUGUCGGUCGAUCUGACAUGGGUGGUUGCCAUAUUCUUCUUCAGAUUUGGGCAUGGAUACGAUUCCCAUCCAUUGCUCUACCCCUUCCUCCUUAUCCAGAGCCAGACACGUAUUAUGGACCUCCGACCUUCAAGAUCGUAGGCACGCGACCACUUUUCCUUAGGGAUGGCAUCAAUCCACUCAGCAAUUUGAGGACUACUUUCAUGGAAGCUCGCAAGAUUCCUUUCAAAAUCAACUAUGGCCGGAGUAUAGCCUGCACGAAUUGGACAUCAUCGAUUUAA